AACAACAGAAAAAGUAUCAAGCUUGCAACUGCGAUAGAAAAAACAUCAGUUAAUUGAAAAAAAAUGUGAGAUAAUUUUAGUUACAGUAAUUUUUUUUAAUAUAACUUAAUAAUAAUAAUUUAUCAGUAAAUAGUUUUAAGUGAGUUAUCUGUCACGUGAUCAAUUGUUCUUGUUUUUGACAAACCACUUUGUUUUUGUUCUUGUUUCUGAAGUGAUUAACAUUUGAGGUUAUAUGAUCACUGAUCAGACUACAAUGACUGCAUAGCUGUGAUUAGCCAAAAUUAAAUCUUAAUUAGAGUAAUUAAUAGAUUAAAUUGAUUCAAUCAUCUCAUUAUCGUUCAAAUAUGUCAGAUUCAAAACGUCCAGAAUUAUUUGAAGAUGUCAAGCUUUUUAGAAACGCCAGAGAACGUGAGAAGUAUGAGAAUAUGGCAGAUCUCUAUGCUGUUAUCAAUACACUCCAAAAUCUUGAAAAAGCCUACAUUAGAGAUUGUGUGACUGCAAAGGAGUAUACAGCUGCCUGCAGUAAACUGCUUGUACAGUAUAAAGCUGCUUUCAAACAAGUGCAAGGAGAUGACUUUCCCAACAUUGAAGCUUUCAUCAAAAAAUAUAGGCUCGACUGUCCGGCAGCAAUGGAAAGAAUACGCGAAGAUAGACCAAUCACUAUAAAAGACGACAAAGGAAAUACUAGCAAAUGCAUCGCUGACAUUGUGUCGCUAUUUAUCACAAUUAUGGAUAAGCUGCGAUUGGAAAUCAAAGCAAUGGACGAACUGCAUCCCGAGCUGAGAGACCUGAACGACACGAUGAACAGGCUGAGCAUUCUGCCUUCAGACUUCGAAGGCAAGCGCAAAGUGAAGGACUGGCUGGAUGUGCUGGAGAACAUGCACGCCUCCGACGAGUUGACCGACUCCCAGGUGCGCCAACUCAUCUUCGACUUGGAGACCUCCUACAACGCUUUCAACAAACUUCUGCACAGCUCCUAAUCACUGUUCGUAACAUAUCCUUGUAAUAUAUAUUAUUUCUAUCUAACCACUUAUUCUCCAAACUAUAAAUGUAUUCAUAUUUUCAUAUUGUAAUCACUAUAUUGUUUUGUUUUUAAAUAUUUAGUAAAAAAUACAUUCCUAAU
Molecule: messenger RNA, 1123 nt
Organism: Nilaparvata lugens (brown planthopper)
Lineage: Eukaryota; Metazoa; Arthropoda; Insecta; Hemiptera; Delphacidae
Gene: Vps28
Product: vacuolar protein sorting-associated protein 28 homolog
Exons: 5
Coding region: 345-980 (211 amino acids)
Biological process (GO): protein transport to vacuole involved in ubiquitin-dependent protein catabolic process via the multivesicular body sorting pathway
Cellular component (GO): ESCRT I complex
Molecular function (GO): protein-containing complex binding
Source: RefSeq, a predicted model, not a curated record